GAUAUUAGCUUCUUGUAAUCUCUCAGGCUCUAUUCCUAAACCUCUAUGGAAUCUCACCAACAUAGAGAAACUGUUCCUUGAUUAUAACCAUCUUGAAGGACCCAUUUCUGAUUUCUUUAGAUUUGGAAAGCUCAAUUGGUUAUCACUUACAAAUAACAACUUUGAUGGCCAACUUGAGUCCUUAUCCUUUAACAGAAUCUGGACACAACUUGAACUCUUAGAUUUUUCAUCCAAUUUCCUAACAGGUCCACUUCCUUCUAAUGUAAGUAGUAUGCAAAACCUACAACGUCUCUACUUGUCAUCAAACCAUUUGAAUGGGACUAUACCAUCAUGGAUAUUCUCCCUCCCAUCGCUAACUGAAUUAUCACUUAGAAAUAACAACUUUAAUGGCAAACUUGAGUUCUUAUCCUUUAACAGAUGGACGCAACUUGUAUUAUUAGAUUGUUCAGUCAAUUCCCUAACAGGUCCCAUUCUUUAUAAUGUAAGUGGUAUGCAAAACCUACAAUCACUCUUCUUGUCAUCAAACCACUUGAAUGGGACUAUACCUUCCUGGAUAUUCUCCCUCCCUUCACUAGUUGAUUUAGACUUGCGUGAUAACCAUUUCAGUGGAAACAUUCAGGAGUUCAAGUCUAAAACAUUGGAUCGAGUUUCUCUAAAACAAAAUCAGCUUCAAGGUCCUAUUCCAAAGUCACUCCUAAACCAACAUCAUCUAUAUUAUCUUGUCCUUUCGCACAAUAAUCUCAGUGGAAAGAUCGCUUCAACCAUCUGCAAUCUGAAAACACUACAUCUGCUAGAUUUGGGGAGCAAUAAUUUGGAGGGAACAAUCCCACUAUGUUUGGGUGAGAUGAGUCAACUUAUGAUUUUAGAUUUAAGCAACAAUAGUCUUAGCGGGAUAAUUAAUACAACUUUAAGUAUUGGAAACGAUCUUAGAAUCAUUAAAUUUGAUGGGAAUAAGCUAGAGGGGAAAGUUCCGCAAUCUUUGAUCAAUUGCAAAUAUUUGAAUGUUCUUGAUUUAGGUAACAAUGAGUUGAGUGACAUAUUUCCUAAAUGGUUGGGAGCCCUACCUGAGUUGCAGAUUUUGAACUUGAGAUCAAAUAAAUUCUAUGGCCCUAUAAAAGAUUCUAGGACUGACAAAUUGUUUGCUCAAAUUCGAGUCAUAGAUCUCUCUUCCAAUGGAUUUAGUGGAGAUUUACCAAUGAGCCUUUUUGAGAAAUUUGAAGCCAUGAAAAUAACUAGUGAGAACAGAGGAACCCGAGAGUAUGUAGCAGAUAUAGAUUCUUAUUAUUACACAAAUUCCUUGAUAGUGACAACAAAGGGACUGGAGCUUGAACUUCCUCGAGUUUUGACUACAGAGAUUAUUAUCAAUCUCUCAAGGAAUAGAUUUGAAGGUCAUAUCCCAAGCAUUAUUGGAGAUCUCAUUGGGCUUCGGACUUUGAACUUAUCUCAUAAUCGCUUGGAAGGUGAUAUACCAGCAUCACUGCACCAAUUAUCUGUACUUGAAUCAUUGGAUCUCUCAUCAAACAAAAUCAGCGGAGAAAUUCCACAACAGCUUGUAUCCCUCACAUCACUUGAAGUCUUAAAUCUCUCUCACAAUCAUCUUGUUGGAUGCAUCCCCAAAGGAAAACAAUUUGAUACAUUUGAGAAUAGUUCAUACCAAGGGAAUGAUGAGUUACGUGGAUUGCCACUCUCAAAAGAUUGUGGUGGUGAUGAUGGGGUACCACAAGGACUAGGCCAAGGAGAAGAAGGAGAUUCAUCAAUGAUCAGUUGGCAGGCGGUUCUCAUGGGUUACGGUUGUGGACUUGUUAUUGGACUGUCCAUAAUAUACAUAAUGUUGUCAACUCAAUAUCCAGCAUGGUUUUCGAGGAUGGAUGUAGAAUUGGAACACAAAAUUCUUACGAGAAUGAAAAGGCACAAGAAAAGAUAUUAGUGUGUUACCUCCAGGAUUCAAGUCUACUGCAUUGCUAGGAUGUGAAUAAAAGCUUUUACUUUCAUAGUUUGUGAUGUUUCUUAAAGUGUUUGUGUUUUGUUUCAUCAAGUGUUUGUUACAUUUUAUAUGUUUCAACAAAUUCAGCUUAUUCAAUUGCGA
Solanum stenotomum is the source of this 2086-nucleotide messenger RNA. Its product is annotated as receptor-like protein Cf-9 homolog. The transcript has 2 exons. Bases 272 to 1927 code for a protein of 551 amino acids. Gene Ontology annotation, molecular function: protein binding. Lineage: Eukaryota; Viridiplantae; Streptophyta; Magnoliopsida; Solanales; Solanaceae. The record is from RefSeq and is a predicted model, not a curated record.